AUGGAUCGCUCCUUUUCUUUCUGUUUUCACCCUCGAUCGUCACACACACUCACCGAAGAUCACAAUGCUCUUCCCCUUCUAAUCGAUUCUCGAUCACAACCCCCUUCCAUUAUUUUCUUUGAUUUGAUUUUAGCUCUUCAAGGAAUUGACCCCCUCCUUCCUUCUUCUCUGUUCAAAAUCACACAAACUACAUCUCUUUCUCUCUCCGAGUUGCAUGUGAUUGCUUAUGGUGGCUGGCUGGUGGUUUUUGUGGGUUAUAGGAUUAUCUCCUGGGUCGACGGCCAAGAGGCUGCGAAGGGACGGAGGUCUUCGAUUGGGCGAGACAAGCAGCAAUGGAACAAUGAAAAGGUGAAGGGAGAACGAAGGGGGUUUGUAGCUCCCUUGCUCACCGGGAACGCACAAGAAAACACCUCCGACGGAGGUGCUUCUGCCGAAAAUCGGGACAGAAGAAGGAAAGAAACAGGAAGAGUUCCUUGA
Lactuca saligna is the source of this 477-nucleotide messenger RNA. NCBI's taxonomy places the organism in Eukaryota, Viridiplantae, Streptophyta, Magnoliopsida, Asterales, Asteraceae. The record is from the annotation of a GenBank genome assembly.